AUGUGCCAGCUCCUGCUCCUGACGGCGACGGCUCUUUCGGGUGGUGGUGCGACGGCCUUGGAUCCCGUCAGCAUCCUGCUUUACGACGGCGAUGAAACCGCGGCUGUGAUGAGCUGCGAGUUCGCCGUGAGGGAAAUGGGAGCUUUUGACGCAAUGUUUUGGACAUGGCAGUGGAGCAGCGAUGGCGGGCGGACGAGACUGCAGCUCUUGACGGACGAACGGAGCAGGUUACGAUGGAUGGAGCAGUUUCUGAAGCACAAGAUGGAGGCUUCUAGACCGAGUGUCCCGGUGGAAUGGAACAGGGCUGAGGCGGCAAUGCACCUGUCGGAAAUGCUGUUGGAGCGGUUGUGGCUGGGGCUUGUUUGCGUUGAUGCAGACUUGUGGGAUGGCCUGGGCAUCCCGGUCUGCCCGUAGGCGCCCGUGGCCACCAGCAGGCCGCAGCACUGCUUGGUGCCGUCGUGGCAGGUUCCGCACACGGGCGGGCCGGUCUGGCUGCCGCUGACGCUCUUCUCGGUGGGCGCUUCGACCUUUUCGGCGGCGGGGCUGACCAGCACGGCCGGGAGUGCGCUGUUGGACAGGUCGGUCACGGCGCUGCUGAGGUCGGCGGGGGCGGCCGUGGCGAGGAGGGCGCCGAGGAGGGCGCCGAUGCUGAGUGA
Molecule: messenger RNA, 656 nt
Organism: Pyricularia pennisetigena
Lineage: Eukaryota; Fungi; Ascomycota; Sordariomycetes; Magnaporthales; Pyriculariaceae
Exons: 3
Coding region: 1-414 (137 amino acids)
Source: RefSeq, a predicted model, not a curated record